Messenger RNA from Rhineura floridana, 5653 nucleotides. Its product is annotated as zinc finger and SCAN domain-containing protein 16-like. Gene Ontology annotation, biological process: regulation of transcription by RNA polymerase II. Gene Ontology annotation, molecular function: RNA polymerase II cis-regulatory region sequence-specific DNA binding; DNA-binding transcription factor activity, RNA polymerase II-specific. The transcript is spliced from 5 exons. The record is from RefSeq and is a predicted model, not a curated record. Lineage: Eukaryota; Metazoa; Chordata; Lepidosauria; Squamata; Rhineuridae. Bases 660 to 2174 code for a protein of 504 amino acids.
GGCUGGUAUAUGGCUGCUCCAGGCAUACGGCACUACUAGGGUAAUUAGACAUUUGGCCUGGAUCUGAUGGGUUGGGGAGGGGAGUUUGACCUCCGGAGCAUGAAGCCCGAGCACCCCACGAAUAACGUCGCGUGUGAGCGGACAUUCGCGGACAUUCGCGGCUAUGCAUAAGUCAGUGUUGGCCCACCCAAGACCCAGGCCUCCUGCCCAUCAUGCAAACAAAGACAUUACCACUAUAGGGCUGAAUGCUGGAACCAGCCCAGAACUGGGGCGUUAUGAUUAUUACCGCUCAAAGGACAAAUCUGUUUAGUUUCUCUCCCUCCCUCUCUUUUGCUUUGUUGCGUGGAAAGUUACAAGAGCUCUCUCGGGAUUUGAGCCAACCAACGCGCUUGUAAUACCGAUCUGAUUUCUUCUUUCUGUGGACUGAAGACGUUCCAAGGGUUAAUAAGAUAGAGCAGCGGAAUGAGAGAGGGGCUUAGGAGAGGAGCCAAAGCUCCUUCCUGCUCCUCCUCCUUGGUGAUGAAGCGGGGCCGGAGAAUGAAGAGCUUGUGGUGGAGGCGAGGCAACCCUGGGGGUGAGUCAAAGAGAGAAAGAAAGCGAAAGCAAGAGGGAAUUUUGGGGAGCGAAAGGGCAGAAUUGAACACAGUGGAGGUGGUGCCAUGAGAGAGAAGAUGGCCACGGAGAAGGGGGCAGAGGCAGACUUCGGAACCCUAAUCCAAGUACCACUGGGGCUGCAAGGAGUUAAAAUGGAAGAACAAAUACCAGCAGGCCUCAAAAUUGGGGAGGACCCAGAAAACGUGGGACAGACUUCUUAUAUCCUUCAUGCCGGGAAGAUGUUGCAUUGGAAGGUGUCUCCGCUGGUAAAGGUGGAGCCAGAUGCAGGAGGGAUCCAGCUCUGGGAAGGCCAAGAGACAGAGCAUCCCAUUCCCUUUGGAUGCGGGAGGGCAUGGCCUACAGAGUUUGAGCCAUGGGAUGACAUGUUGGCUCUUCUAGCUUCCUUUGAGCAUGUGGCCUACGCCUGUCAGUGGCCAAGGGAAGAGCUGGUAGCCCGGCUUUUGCCAGCCCUGGGUGGGGAUGCCCGAGAGGCCUACCUCAGUUUGGACACCAGUGACAGAAGGGAUUAUGGGAAAGUGAAGGCGGCCAUCUUGAAGAGGGAACCCGCAGCGACUGAGAAGCGGAGGCGGCACUUUCGGCAGUUCCGAUACCAGGAUGCAAGGGGGCCGUGGGAUGCUUGCCGGCGCCUCCAGGAGCUUUGUCGCCGCUGGUUGAGGCCAGAGAGCCAGACCAAGGACCAGAUCCUGGAACUACUGAUUCUGGAACAGUUCCUGACCAUCUUGCCAGAGCAAAUCCAGAGCCGAGUUCGGGAGCAAGUCCCUGAAACCUGUGCCCAGGCAGUGACCCUGGCUGAGAAUUUUCUGGCAAGGCAGCAGGAGGCUGAGAGACAGGCACUAGAGGUGUCGGGGCCAUUCAAGGACAUCCCCGUGAAUUCCCCAAGGGCAGAGGUGACUUCAUCAGAUGCUGGACAGAAGCUCCACUGCAGGGAGGUCAAGCAGGCAGGUGGUGGAGGAGACGCUAGUUCACUGGGUUCUUCUGAUACAGAAGCGACGUGGGACUCGUUGGCAGAUGAAGGGGGCUCUGGUGGAUCUGGGAAGAGAGACCCUUCUGUAGGGGCAGCUGGUAGCUGUGGAGCGAUAUCUGGAUUCACUGCCCUGCCAGCACAUGAGAGGACUCAAGCCAGAACCAAAGAGCACUUUCGACAAGAAGAGCACAACGAGAGGCUUGUGGGAACAGAGGGGCUCCCAACCCAUCCGGGGACUGCCAGUAAGGACAGCGCAUACCUGUGUGUCCAGUGUGGGAAAGGAUUUCGGUGGCCCUCGGCGUUGGCCGUACACCAGAGGACCCACACGGGCGAGAAGCGUCACCGCUGCACAGAGUGCGGGAAGCACUUUGGCCAGCGCGGACAUUUGACGGUGCACCGGAGGAUCCACUCGGGGGAGAAGCCUUAUGCCUGUCCUCAGUGCGGGAAACAGUUUGUUGACUCCUCCCACCUCACCAAACACCAGAGGACCCACUUGGGAGACAGGCCCCACCACUGCGCUGAGUGCGGGCGAAAGUGUGUGAAUAAACGGUCGCUCGUGCAACAUCAGCGAAUUCACAGCAGGGAGAAGCCCUAGGCUGUGCAUGCUUGUUGGCCUCUCAUGGAAUGCUUGGACGGGUUAAAGUGGCCUAAAACAGAGAGGGGGAACCUGUGGCCCUCUAGGUGUCGCCGGACUACAACUCCCACCAUCCCUGGCCAUUUAGCCAUGCUGGCUGGGCUGAUGGGAGUUGGAGUCCAAUGUCAUCUGCAGGGCCAUAGGUUCUCCAUUCCCCUGGUCUCACUGAAGGGAAAGGAGCCCCUGCUUCCAGCCCGAGUCUUUUAUUCCCCUGGGGGAAGAAACCUCAAUAGAUGUGCAGAAGUCUUCUCCCAUUUUCCCUGCAGAGCCUCAAUAACUACCAUCUCCCCACCCAACCGGAGCAGCGCCUGCCCUUUUUAGUCAGUUAGCCUCUUUGGUCAACCUUGUCUCCAAGGCGAUGGUUCUAUGAGGUAGCAAUAUGAUGGCUGCCUCCUCCAUCCCAUCACCUCCUAUUUCCAAAAGCCUCUCAAAUGGUACUCGAGACAUAAAAAUUAUCCAAUGCUGAGUAGCAUAGCUGGGCAUGGGAAACAGUGGGGCUGUCUGGGGCACACUCAUAUGGGGAGGGUAUAUUUACAAUGGAAAUGGGACUCUGCUGGUCUGCCACAAUCACCUCCACCAGCUGGAAAAAAAGACCAAACAUUUCAAAGCCUUUUCUUUGCAUCUGUUGUUGUUUUUCUAAAAAUAAUGUCCUGUGUGGAACAAAGUUGGAUUUGUUAGAGGUAUAAAAACUGCAAUAUACAGUUCUGGUUUGGUGCAUGUGCGCGUGUACGGGCUGUGACAAGACUUCAGCACCCUGAAUUGCUCUCCACCAGGUGAAGGAGAUGGGGACAACAACCCUAUUUGGAAGAAAACACAACACAAAGCCUUGAGGCACUAACACAUACAUCUGACAAAGCUUCCCCACACCCCAAAAAUGCUCAUGCCACAGGCAACAAAGUUGCUGAGGUACCACAGGGUGCUUUGAAAUUUUAGCUAACCGAACAGAUGAACAUACUUACUCUUCUGAAACCAGUUCUGCGUCUCCAAUUCCUUUCUGUGCAAAUAAUUCUAAGGAGCUAGAAGGUGGUAGUUAUUCCAGACUAAUUAAUCCAGAGUCAAAGGAUGUAUUGUUUUAUGUUUAUGUAUGUGAAGACGUGUAUUAUCACUGUAUUCAUUCCAAACAUCUCUCCAGGGGUGAAUUCAGAGAAAAUGGUCCUGCAAGUCUGCCAGCUGUGUUCAGGACUGACUGGCUAGCACCCCUGAUGUGGGCCAGAAAUCUCCCCAAUCCUUGUAGCACUUUUGGAAUGUGAAAUAUAAGUUUUUAAUAAUAAUACCAUGGCAAAUAAUCAGAGAAACAGGUAUUCAUGGUUUUUCACAGGCAGGGAGCCUGCUAGAAGCAUGAACUCCUUUUAAAGCUGCUAUUAGAUCCAUGAGCUUGGGAGACAAAAUACUGUCCCCACUCCUAAGUCAAACGCAGCUUUGGAAGAAGGAAAGGAAGGAGCAAUUUAGAUUGGGGAAAUAGUGCAGGGCAAAGGGUAGUAGUGCCUCCUCAAGUAGUGCUGCUGCUCUAGUAAAAAUCAAACAUCCCUUUUCAUGUGAUUGUAUUAAAGUGUAGAAAGGGGAAACCAUAGGCGAUCUAGUCACUGAUAUGUAUCACAUCUGGUUUUUGGCCCAUCACAAUGUGUGGAAAAAAGGUUGCAAUUGCUCUUUGUUAGGAUAUUGUUAAAGGCAUUCUGUUCCUGCUCAGAGGGACUUUUAUAUAUAUUUGUUCCUUUCUAAAGCGGGCAUUAGUUCUAAUGGAAAAGAUGGUUGUAAACAGGCUUACAGGGCAACAGUUCGGCCUGCCAGACCAAUUGGCCUCUAAGUCCAUCUCACCACACCACCUCCAUUUGCACCACUUUUAGAAUGGUCUAGAUUUUUGAGUUCUCCAGAGCCAAUUACAGGGCAAAGUGGCCUCUUGUGGCUUCUCCUCCCCUUUCAAUGGAUCCUGGUGUGCUAACUUGACAAUAGCAGAGGGUGACAGGAGCAGGUGGUUGGAUCUAGCCACCAUUUUUGUCAGGGCAUUGUGGAAAAUUAAAAUGGAGGCUAGACCCAGCUGUCUGGUGCUGCUCAGCAGGCCAGGCCAGGCCAGGGGGGAAAAAGACAAUGAAAUGGGUGUCCUAGGCAGGAAUCAGCAAUGAGCCACAAGAGUGCCUUUGAAUUGUUUCACAAACAGAAUGUGAAGGUGACUGGCAUUCCCUGUUGUUUGCUCCUGGUAUUCAGUUGUCAGAGGUAUACUGCCUCUGAACAUGAAGGCUCCAUUUCCUUUCCUGUUGAAAAGCUGCUUAUCAAUGUUAUCCUCUAUGAAUUUGUCUAGGGCUUUUUGAAAGCAGACACAGUCCUCAUCUAUACAUGCAGCAGAGGUGGUAGAACAUUGUAACAGAAUAGACUGUACUACUUUGGACUGCAGAUGUGGAGGAUUUUUAUAAAAAGAAUUAUCUCCUACAUUAAAACACCCCCUGCAAAUAGAAAAUCACAGCAGGCUAGAACCUUUAUCCUCAAUGUCCUAGCACUACCUUUUUGUUUUUGCUUUCUCUUCAUUUACAGGGAAUUUUUGCAUGGGAUAGCAUUCCAAAAUGGUAUCCCAUUCCUGUAAUCUGAAAUGGUACCAUCCAUUUUACCCCCUCAGCAUUCUACCACUGCCUUAUCUCCUUGUUUUGUUGCAUGUGUAGAUCCAGCCUAAGUGAGCGGCUGUCGCCACAUCUUGUGGCCCUGGGUUCCAUAAGUUGAUCCUACAUUGAAGAACUACUGCUUUUUUUUUUUGCUUGUUCUAAACCUACUGUCUGUCAACUUCAUUUGGAGGCCUUGACUUCUAGUAUUACCAUCAACCAUUUUUAUUGUAUAAUUUGCUUACUGCUUCAGUCAAGAGAUGCUUGUUAGUCAGGUGGGAGUUGUAAAAGUAUCAUCAUCAGCAAUAAAUGCAGGAGCAGCUCUGACAAUAUGCAACAAAUUAAAUGAAUAGGAAGAUUGCUAAUAGCAACUUACAGAAUUUAGGAUGUGACAAAACAAAGCUAUUGAUUGUGUUGGAUAAGGUUUCAAGAGGGAUAGUUGCAUGAGAAAAAAGAUGUGUAAUUUUCUAUGCAAAACUUGGUGGAGGUAUGAUGCAGCCAAUCCAUGCCAGCCUAAAGCUUAAUUUAUAAAACAGCUGAUGAAGCUUAAGGCGACCUGGAGAUUUCACCUGUCCCCUGAUCAGGAUGGAGGUCAGUGGGAAUUCAUCAGCAAUGAGGAGAAUGUCCUCUGCACAUGCUCAGGGCACUUCUACUCCAGCUGCAGGGCAGAGCCCUGAUGACAGUGAAAUGGAUUCUGGAGCUGAGUCAUGGCUUAUAUUAAGCUCCAAGAGUUGUAGCAGCAUACACAAGUUGACUGUGUUCACCGUCUAUACGAUGUCUCCAAUUCAAAUGGUUUGUAUAACAUCACACAUGACAGAAGUGGAAUUGUCAGUAAAUUAAAUGAUUUAAAUA